UACAGAACAUUGUCUUUAUUAUUUGUACUUUUAGAAGAAUUAUUCCAUAAUUGUGUCUACACGCAAGAUGAUAUAGUCUAGGAUCUAUCCGCAUAGCAACUAUAGAGCCUUAGGUAUCAUCACAAGCUAAAAAUAUGGGAAUAUUCUUUGAGAAUUUCAAAAGUUUGAGAAGUUACUGAAAGUUCAGUGCUUGGUGYACUCAAUAUUUACGUUCAUAUAUAUAGUGGAAUUCUUCUGAAAAUCUUUCACGAUGGCUAGCAAACUAAUGGAAAUGAUUGAAAAAAGAACUAAGCCUCCUAAUGAAGAGAAUAUAGGGAAAGUUAGCUCACACUGGAAGCUUAUUCGUGAUUCCGUUGUGAAGGGAACUGGAGAAGAUCCGGCUAAAGUUGACAAGAAAGCUUCUCGUACAGUUGGACAUGGAGUACACAAGRUCUCUAAGAUUACCUCUGAUUAUGGUUUUGAAGUUGUAGUUUACRACACUUCGAAUUCUCAGUACGCUGGUAUCAGCCCUGAAGGACGUAUUACUACAUAUUUACAAUCUGGAAUUCAGAAACAUGUAAAUAAGUACUUGAAUGUACCACUUUGUGGAUUAGUGUAUGCUACCAAGACUAGACAAUAUGUGGGAUGGGGACAAGAUGARAAUAUACAACUCAUGUCAGAGAGUUUUAAACUUCUUAGCACAACUUCAACRUUAAGCAGAAUUUUUUGUGGGGUUUUUAAUGAGGCAACCAAUGAGAUUAUCACUGGAGGAACAGGGCAUAUAACGUGCUGGAGCUUUAGAUAUGGAGCCAAAUAUCUACUGCAAAGAAAAGCUAUUACUGAUGGUUUGCUAAAAGAWAGUAAAGUAACUCAAAUCUGCUUGGAGGAGACCCAGAGCAGGACUCAAAAAUGUUUUGCUGCAUAUGACACCAAUGUUAUUGUACAUUCAUUGCUUGAAGGAAAGUGUCUAGCACAUUACAAGGAUCUACACUCCAGAGAGAUCACUGCACUGUUGUUCUUCAAUCCUCUUAAGUAUCUUGUAACCGCUGCUAGAGAUGGGUCCAUCAAACUCUGGAACAAUAAAGGCAACAUCCAGAUGAUAUUCAUUGGCCACCUGAAGUCCGUCAACACCUUAGCCGUCUACCCAUUUGGUCCCUAUAUUAUGUCAGGAUCAAGCGACAACACCAUAAGGGUCUGGAGUCUUGAUACAGCAGAUGAGGUGGACAGAAUACAGACAGACAGCCCUGUAUUGGGUCUGGGGACAAUUGUCRGCAAGGAUGAUCUUUAUUCUUUUACCUGUAAAAGUCUUGACUUGUGGAAGAUAAGCCAUGUUCAUAGUGUUUAUACGACUGUUGGGAGUAARGUGAAGUCCAUGAAACCAACUACACAUCCACAGUACCCAGUACGYAUGGUGUGCACCUGCAGCGAUGCUACUGUGCGUCUCAUAUCUCCUGGUUCAGGAGCAUGUGUAACAUCUUUGCUUGUGCCUGGGAUGAACACCAUCACUGAUGUUGUUUGCGCUGCAGCUGAGAAUCUUCUUUUUACACUUCUUUCAAAUGGGACAAUCAUCAAGGCCUCUACCAAAACUAAUCCAUGUAAAAUAUUAGAAGAAUGGGAUAAGGAAAGUACUCAAGAAAAUAUCUGAUCUUGUGCUUUCAUUUCCAUACAAUAUAUUAUCAUAGGAAUUAAAGAUUCAUAGUCGUGAUCAAUAAUUGUCUGAUUGCAGGACAAGUUAGAUAGUGACCAGUGGGGUGAUCUGGUCACAACAGCACUGAAGGCAAAUCAACACUYCCUGGACAGCGAGUUUGACACCAAACCUAAAUCAAGCAGUUAUGACAGAACUCUAUUAUUGGGAGGCUGUGUGGAUGGUACUAUUGUCGUCUAUGACUGGCAAAACAGGAAGAAACCAGGCCAUAUUUCAUUUCAAAUUGAGGCACAUCGUGAAGAGAUCGUUACAAUGAUAGCAAACCCUGCCGUUGAUCAAGUCAUCUCUGCUGGUUAUGAUAAUUCAAUCAAGAUCUGGCGACUGUUUCCAUUUGCCGAAGAAGCCCUUGCACCACUGAUGUCUCUGUACUGUCAGGAGACACCCAGACACCUGGCUGUUGCACAUCACAGGCUCCUUGUCGCACUGCAUGAGCCCGCUACUGCAUCGUACAACGUGGUGGUGUUUAAAACUACUCAAAAAGAGCGCUUCGACCAUAAUAGCGAUAACGACCAUACCGAUGAUAUCACAAGCGUUGCCAGCUGUACCAAGAUGAGACURUUUGCCUCGUGCAGUCUGGAUGGGUCCAUCCGUAUAUGGGACGAAUCCAAUCACCUUGUGAGAGUCAUCACCCUCAAUGCCCUGCCAAGCUGUCUGUGUUUUAGCAGUCAGAAGGGUGACCUUCUUGUUGGGAUUGGUAACCAUCUGCACAAGAUCGAGUACGCUACAUACAUGCCACGUUCCUAUAUCUACCGCAUGGUUGCCAUGGAGUUCCAGAGACCAGUGGCCGAGAAUCCUAUUCCAAUAGACCCUGAGGUCAAGACCAACAUGACUCCAAACGACCUACACCGACUGACACAAGCCAAGUCUUCUGUGUUCAAGUUUGAACGAUUUGCUGAUUUAUUGUCGCCGGAAGAGAUGGAUGAGAAGGCACAGGAAGAAGAACGCAGGAGCAAGGCUUUUGCCAAGAUCCAAGAACGUGAGAACGAGCUCAAGAAACUUCGUGACGGAGUGUACGAAUUCCAAAAGCGUAAACCCCGCCCCAACAGUGAGUUAGUGAACCGAGAUGGCUUCAACCGUUACCUGGCUAUCUUCUACAAACGCCCGGGAAUCGAAAUCCCAGACGAAGAUGAAUUCUAUCGUGAAGAUUCAAAACAGUACGAAGACCCGGAUACCUACGCACCUGACAGGCAGCCCGUAGGGUUCUUCGCCAUAAAAAUGAACUCAAAACGAUCAAAGAAAGAACGACCAAGUUUUAAGAAAGAUAUCAUGUCAUUAUCAAUGCCGGAAUUCCAACCACAAGUGCGGCCUCYUUCUCAAGAACCCGAGGAGGAAUCCGAGGAAACAGAAGGAGAAAAAGCACGUGAAUUUGCCGUCAGUCGUCAAGGCAACCUAGCAGACGAAACGGAAGUUGAAGGAAUAGAUCGACCGGAAGUAGAAUCCCUGGACAGACCGGAAAUGAGUCCAAGAAGCAAAUCCAUGGUUUCAUUGAAGAGCAAAGACUAUAGGAGCAUGGCUAUCGAGCCUCCUUUGAUAGGUCCUUCGCAAACUAAUGAGCAAUAUAUUAUCGAUGUACCGAAGACUGAACGAUAUCCUUCUUCGACGAUGUGUCGGCAUAUGGUCGCUCAGCGCGCAACGCGAUUGGUUUCCCGAACGAUUUCCGACGAUGGCCGAGAGACUUUCGUUAUCGCGCCGGAUGGGUUUAUACCCAACUCGGUGGUCGUGUCUCUGUUCAAGGACCUUAAAGUUGAAACACCAAAGGAACGAAAAGAAUGGAAGCCUCCAACAUUGACAGCUGAACAGCUGGCUGAGAUAGAAAAGAGAAAAAAGAAACGCGAGCCGUCUCCAGAGCCAUCACCACCCAAAAAGAAAACGCCCAAUCGUUUCGAAGAACAGCUAAACCGUGCGUUACGAGAUAUCCCAUUACCUGAACCGGAACCGGAAAUAAACUUGAAAUCUCCGACACCACCCCCAACACCACCCCCCAAAGAACCCACGCCACCUCCGUCACCCAAGCCUUCUCCCAAGAGAGAAAUAAAACCAGUCAGGAAGAUCGAGAAACUGAUAACAAGACCAAAACCUCCAACACCACCCCCUCCAACACCACCCAGAGAACCAACCCCUCCACCACCACCUCCUACUCCACUACCAGAAUUCAUCGCACAAUUCAAAGGGACCUUGUGGUUUGAUAAGUUCUUUCCUGACGCUCAACCAGAUACGUUCCCUAAGCCAUGGUCGGUCGGUAGUUUCGUGCAGAUCCUUCUACGGGUUCUACAGGAGUGUACUGACUACGAACUGAAGACACAGAUCCUUGCUGCUAUUUUGCUUCUAAAUCGCCAAGAACCCUUCGAGAAAGACUGUUCAGAGUUGGUUAGUCGAUCACUGAUUGCUGAGCUCAAUGUGCCAUUUCCUCCAACUGCGCACGGCUCGUCUGUUGCCAAGCAGUUCAUACGUGUUGAUCUGCAGCUGCUACAGGAUAUGAGGAUAUUCAAUAAGUCGUUUAUGGUGGAGUUGAUGGCACAGUAUAUCGAUGGUGAUGAGGAAAUAAGGAAAUUCGUCCAAGAUCUCUUUGUUUCUAUCGGUAUUCGUGACCCUGGAGGCUACUUCCCUAAAGAACUGGACAGCUUUGAGACAGAGGGGUUCGUGGACCAGAGACGCAAGGCUCGUAUUCGUGAGGUGUGUAUCACUUGGCUGGACAAGUGGUUGACUCAGUUCAAGCAGCACAUCAGGUCACUGGCGGGCAAGAUAGGACGAGCACAGGCUGGGAAUGUCGUCAAGGGUACAAAGGAGCCCAAGACACCUUCGUCUAUCAAAGGUAUUCUGAAGAAGGAUGAUAAACCUGAAGCCAGCAGAUCCCAAGUCAAAUUUGACAUCGAGUCGUUGGGCAGCAUGGCAGCGGACAGCGCUACUCCUGUAGAAGCGGUGAAUUAUUUCUGUGAAAUACGAWUGGAGGAGGAACUAGAGAGAGCUAGACUGCGCUCACGAGCUAAAACCCCCCCACCACAAGCGAAAGACAACUCGCGCAACACAGUACUUGUUCUACCAAAAAUACACAGUAAGCGAAGUCUGGCUCGACUUGGUGAGACACACUGUAGUCACUGUCAUCCUGAACGAGAGACGUCCCUGUCUUUAGCAUUUCCACUUCCCUCGAUCUACAAGCACAAGAAGGAGAUUCCUCUAACAAACGUAGCCCUUCACCUUAACACACAGACCAUCAACCCGUUCCCAGACGAGGCGGAUACUUACCUGUACGAACCGACUAAGCAUGCCAAACUACUCACCUUGAGAUCUUCACAGAAAUACUUUAUUCCUUCUCAGUCUGUUGUAACAAUCUACGACGAUAAUUUUAGCUAACUUGUAUAGUAAUUUAGAAAUAGAAUUCCCAGUAGGGAAUGAUUGGGAUCCYUGUGUUGACGCCCGUAACACAGGAAGCCCAAACAAUAAAAAUGUAAGCAUGCGAUUAUCAGCAAUGACAACAGAUAUGGAUUUUUUACAAAGGAUAAAUAAUGCGCAAAAACAAAUGCGCUUCAAUUAUAAGAAUUAUUUGUAAGCAAAGCAAA
Molecule: messenger RNA, 5241 nt
Organism: Actinia tenebrosa (Australian red waratah sea anemone)
Lineage: Eukaryota; Metazoa; Cnidaria; Anthozoa; Actiniaria; Actiniidae
Molecular function (GO): protein binding
Source: RefSeq, a predicted model, not a curated record